AUGUUUGGUGAUCUGCGUUCUACAUUCAUUGCUCUGAUGAUCGGCUCCUACACCUCCUCUGCAGUCACGUUCCCAGGAGUCAAGGUGAUCUAUGACCUUGGCGUGACCUUCAUCACCAUCAUGGUCGUCUGGGCAGCGUGUUCCGGCCUCGUCUUCUUCAACUGCUUCUUCAACUGGCCCCUGGAAUCCUUCCCUGGCUCCGAGGACACGGACUACAGUGUGAAGGUGAAGUUCAGUUGGUUGGGUUUCGACCAUAAGAUCACGGGGAAGCAGUUCUACCAUCAGGUGACCACGGUGGGGAGGCGACUGAGUGUGGGCAACAGCCUGAAGCAGAGAGAGCUGGCCACUAAGGAAGGACACAGACUCUGUCUCUCAACCAUGGACCUGGAGGUCAGCAGCAAACCCAAGGAAGAAUUCAGUCUGUACUCCUCUAUCUUCGGCAUGCUGCAGCUACUGUGUCUGAUGACGACUCCUGUGAUUGGUCAGAUUAUGGACUGGAAGUUGAAGGACUGUGAAGAUGGAGAGGAGGAGAAGGAACCAGCCAAGGAUCAGCCAAAGGCCAAGCGCAGAGACAGACAGAUCCAGAAGGUGACCAAUGCCAUGCGAGCAUUCAUCCUGACCAACAUCCUAUUGGUGGGAUUCGGUAUCACCUGCCUGGUGCCCAACCUCCCUCUGCAGAUCCUGUCGUUUGUCCUCCACACUGUUGUGAGAGGGUUCAUCCACUCUGCUACCGGAGGUCUCUAUGCUGCUGUAUACCCGUCGUCUCAGUUUGGCAGUCUGACAGGGAUGCAGUCUCUGGUGUCUGCUCUGUUCGCUCUGCUCCAGCAGCCGCUCUUCAUGGCCAUGAUGGGCCCUCUGGAGGGAGACCCACUCUGGGUGAAUGUAGGCCUGCUGGGGGUCAGUAUGCUGGGCUUCCUGCUGCCUCUGUACCUGGUGUGUUACAGACGCACGCUGCACCGCCGGAUACAGGAACGAGAACAGGACUCCAAGAUAUACCUCAAGAUCAACGGGUCCAGCAAACCUGAAGCCUUCAUCUAGAGAGAGAGAG
This is a messenger RNA of Coregonus clupeaformis (lake whitefish), 1048 nucleotides long. Its product is annotated as large neutral amino acids transporter small subunit 4-like. The transcript has 8 exons. The record is from RefSeq and is a predicted model, not a curated record. Lineage: Eukaryota; Metazoa; Chordata; Actinopteri; Salmoniformes; Salmonidae. Gene Ontology annotation, biological process: neutral amino acid transport. The coding region runs from base 1 to 1038 and encodes 345 amino acids. Gene Ontology annotation, molecular function: L-amino acid transmembrane transporter activity; neutral L-amino acid transmembrane transporter activity.